This is a messenger RNA of Calliphora vicina (urban bluebottle blowfly), 6798 nucleotides long. RefSeq names its product cytokine receptor-like. The coding region runs from base 652 to 4527 and encodes 1291 amino acids. Gene Ontology annotation, molecular function: protein binding. Lineage: Eukaryota; Metazoa; Arthropoda; Insecta; Diptera; Calliphoridae. The record is from RefSeq and is a predicted model, not a curated record. The transcript has 14 exons.
AAAACCGAUGCUCAUUGCCAUUCUCAACCAAAUCGUAUGCUACUCUUGGCGAGUGCGGACGUAUUGUAUUUAACUCAGCUCGGUUAUACGUCAACAAGUAAAACGUUAGUGAAUUAAAAAAAGAAAAAACAAAAAUCUUUUUAUCAAACCAAAUAAAGAAACAAAUUUACAAACUUGUUGCUAAUAAAUCUCACUUUAGUGAUUUAAAUUUAUCAAAUUAACACAGAAAUUUAAUGUUUAAAUAAUAACAAAUAUGUUUAAUCUUAUUUAAUAAAACCACAUAGAAAAUAGUGCUAAAAGAUUUUGUGAAAAAAAAAAAUUCAAUGAAAAAAUGUAUAAUUAAUAAUACAAAAAAAGUUGUUUUUCGUUUUGUCGUUGCUGUUGUUGCCUCUGUACUCCGAAAGGCAGAUGAAAAAAGAGUAUGAGAGAUGAUUUUUUACACUGUUAAAAUAAUAAAAACCAAAUGAGAGAACUGAACAGAUGCGUGUGAAACUAAUUUCUAAAUACCGUUCUGCGAAAUGAUCAUUGAACUUUGAAAACAACCAGAUUGAGUUAAAGGUGCUAACAGAAUAUUUUAAUAAAUUGAAAAUAACAUCAAUAUUGACAGAAACAACUCAACUCUAAGCUAAAUUAAACAUAAUAAAAAUCAUAAUGAUGCAUUUGAACAUAAUUAAUCCCCAACAAAUGAGUUUCAGUUGUUUUCAUUACAUCGUAACAUUUCUUAUUGCUAUUCAACCGUGGACAUGGACGGCACGUUCAGGUUAUGCAGGAUUAAUGACAGCAGCGGCGUCUGUAAAAUCUCCAGGCGAAAUGGAUCCGAAGACAUUAUCAAUUUUAAUUGGGGAUAAUGCCAACAUAACGUGUCGCCUUGCAAAUCCCAAAAGUACAGAUAUAUGGUUCCUGGAAGAAAAAUCAAAGCGGCCAAUAAAACAACCAUCUGAACAAAUAAUGUUAUUAGAUGAUUAUACGGCAGUAUUAAUGAUACAUAAUGCUGUUGAACAAAACAGUCGGUACCAAUGCAAAGUUGGAGAUAAUGCCAUCGCGGUAUCAGAACUUUAUGUAGGCACAAAACCACAAAAUGUUACAGAUUUCUCCUGUAUAUCUUAUGAUUAUGAAUACAUGGAGUGCAGUUUUACAAGACCAAAAAAUAUGGUAUUAACAAAGUUUAAUUUGGAAUAUAAACUACCAAAAGAUAGCUCCAUCUAUAAAUGUGACUGCCACGAUGGGAAACAAAUUCACCAAGUAAAAUGCAACGUAACCGAUUAUUUGCCAAUGAGAGAAAAAUAUUUAUUUACUUUAAAAGGAACAAACGAUGUUGGUGAAAAUACACAAACGUUUUCAAUAAACAACCACAAAAUUGUUAUACCAUCUGCAGUAGACAUAUUUCCACAAAAUAUUACUAGCGAUAGUAUUGCAAUUUCUUUGGAGAAACUUAAGAUUUCAUAUUAUAUUAAAAUUGGACUAACGUACGAUAUUCAAAUACGGGAUAACAACAGCAAUUGGAGAACACCGCAGACGGGAGAGUUGGAAUGUCAGAACGGCACAUGUAAUAUUGUAAUUAGUAAUUUGUAUGCAUUUUGGCUGUACUGGAUCAAAGUGAAGGUUAAGUCGAACAUGGUCGAUAAUGACGAAUUCUGGAGCAAAGAAAAGAUCAUAUCAUUCCACACUAAAUCGGAGAGACCGAAGAGAGCUCCUGAAACACCACUAGGAAGUUUUUACAUCGAUAAUACUGAAACUCAAUUGCGUCUGUAUUGGGAACAAAUGCCCAAAUAUGAGUACAAUGGUCCUGGUUUCCAUUACGUUAUAAAUGAAAUCAAUGAACAUGGUGUUGCUAUGCUCAGCACUAAAACUAAUGAAUCUUCAUUAACAUUUGCAUGGAAAAAUGAAAGCAUGCAAAUGUUUGUCAUCAAGAGUGCCAAUGAUAAAGGCGAAAGCUACGACGAAAGUCGAAUACGUGUUUAUCGAAGUGGAAGUUCCCGCUACGAACUAAAUGAAAAUAGCAUUGCAAAAGUUUAUCACAAUAGUAGUUAUACGCUUUCGUGGUCGCCGCCAGAAAACGUUGCAGAAUUAAUGAAUUACACAGUUUUUUGGUGUCUACCGGAAAUUGAAUUGCCAAAUCAAUGCAAGGGACCAAUUUCGUACAAGUAUUUAGGCAAAUUAGCAACAAAUUUCACAACUGAACCAAAAGAUCGGAGUUUAAAUUUGGCUAUAUCAGCCAAUUAUCCACACUACAAUAAAGGCAUGCAAUGGGCUAGAUGUUCGGGUGAAGUUUCGAGCGAACUUAUGAAAAUGGAACUGGAGGUUAAUGCGCUAAACGAAAGUGCAAUUUUAGUUAAAUGGAGUUCAGGCAGCGUGUGUGCCUCAAUACUUAAGGGCUACAACUUGACGUAUUGUCAUGCCUCGAUGGAUGAUAAAUGUGUAACGCCUCAAAUUACUGUUGAGCUUUUAAGAACAAAAAAGGAGUAUCGAAAUCAUACCAUUACCGAUUUACCGGCGUACACUAACGUAUGUGUAAAUAUGGUCAUGUACUCGUCAAGUAAACAAGGUCGCAUUAGCGACUGGAAUUGUAUUAGAACCAAAGCAAUGGCACCUUCGCCGCCCAAGUCUAUAAGGUACAUUAAAAACACAGUCACAAGUAAAUCAGCUGAAAUUCAAUGGAGUCCACCAGAUAAAAACAAUGGCAUUUUAAGUAACUACACAAUCUAUUGGCGAAAAUAUCCAGAUCAUACAUUUGAAAAAAAUACAACGUCUAUUGAGCAAACAUCCUAUAACUUGACUGGCCUUAAUAGCUAUUCCAACUAUGAAGUGUAUGUUACCGCUCACACUAUCGAGGAAUCUGUGCCCAGCAAGCGAAUCAACUUUACCACUCUCAUCGGAAUACCAUCGGGUCCACGUAAUCUCAACAUUUACGAAAACGAUACUGUUAUAUACUGGGAUCAACCAGAUUUGCCAUCGGGGCGGCAUUUAUUUUAUAUAGUCGCUCUUAUACGGCAAGAUGAGAAAUAUAACCCAAUUUAUGAACGUGUUUCUAUUGUGAAAGGUCGCAGUUGCCGUUUCCAGCAACCAGACUGCUUAAAUUCAAACAAGACAUAUGCUUUAAAGGUAAGAGCAGUCAAUGUGGGGGGAAAGGAGGAAGUUGAUCGAGAAAUUGUAGCCAUGAACAAAGAUGUUAUACUGGAGGGGUCGACAAUUGAUGAAGGUUUUUGUAAAUCAGAGGUGGAAGACAAUUCAUUUGACAUCAACACUAAGUCUAUUUUUCAAAAUGACAAUGGCAAGUUUUAUUUUGCCUCCCCCUGGAUGGCUGCUCCGCGCAGUUACAGCUGCUCAGCAAGUUCAAAGGCCUCGAUAUAUGCUGUGGCAUUGAUUAUUGUCAUUGCAUUUGCUGCUUACCUCUGCUGUUGGUUACGCAACAAAAUUUACAAUAUGAAAAACAUUAAAGUCAUCUUACCAGAGGGUUUGGUUACCAAUUACAAAUAUGCCACGGAUACAUUGGGUAAUGGAUCGGAAUUGGGAUCGUCAACAAAAAAGGAAUUCCAUUCGGACAUAUCUCGUAGUAAUGAUUGCUUGGUGUCCUAUGGCCACAAGGAAAAUCUCAAUUUAAUAACUAAUUUUCAUAACGGCUCUUCGAAUGCAUUAUCCUCGCUCUCCUCCAGUAACAGCUCCAAAGAUCAUCAUAAAGAGGAACAAAUCGGAGAACACCCUUCACUAGAAACAACUAACGAAGAAUUAAGUUCAAAUUCGAGUUCAGCUUCAAAUUCAAAUCUCACAUAUCACGAUCAUCCCCAAAUCAAAAGAUUAUCAUCGAUUGACAGUAACAAUACAAUUCCUGUGUCUGGCUGUGAAGAGGAGGAAUAUGAUGACGGAAAUACCAGUAAAGAACCCAGCCUCGACAACGAGAAUGUUCAAAAUUUUACUCCACAACAAAACAAUGGUUAUGUGACACACAAUUCACAACUGUUGGCAUCAAUUUUAAAUGCUACUGAAAGAAAUGUUCCAACAGUGCAACACUUCAACCCAACAUUCCCAACCAUGAUCAACGAUGGUUACAUACAGCCAAGUGCUGCCAAACAACUGUUUCAGCCACCUUUCUCGCAUCACCAGCCCCAACCUCCAACUACUAUAAAUGGAUACACAUGUAUAGAAUCUCUAGGCAAAUUGACAACGCCAGAUGAAUCGAGACAUAUUAAUAUUCCAACAUCACAGACCAUCGUAAAUUCACCAGUUUCCAAUACAGAAACAUCAACAAUAAAUACAACUCCAUCGAAUGGAAUUAAUAUACCAACAACAAAUGUCUCAUCAAAUAUCUUAUCAUCACUACACACAUCACCAGUUAUAACAGAUCUAAAUGAAUCUCCAAGUGCAGAAUACAAUAAGGACAAUCUGCAACAGAAUGGAACAACUGUCUCAGUGACAAGUGCAACACAGCAACCGAACAAUAACAACAAUACAAUUUAUGGAUACGUAACACAACAACAACUGGCCAACUUUGGUACCAAUGUGGCGCUAGGAAAAGAACUCAAUACAUAAACUGUUAACGCUAGCAUCCAUCUCUCAACACGAACUUAUGGUUGAUCUGGUUGAUCUUAUUCAAUUUACGCUAUAGUCACAGUUUACAAUUAUGGUUAUGUAGAUUGAAAUGACUUACUAAAAAUACAUUUAGGCAUACAUAUUGUUGUACAUACAUAUAUACAUAUGUAUUUACAUACGUUGUUUUGUGUCGAAAUACUCAUCACAUUUGAAAAACAAAAUUAACAAAAAUAUUUACAAGUUACUGUAACCGUUAUCGUAACAUCACACUGCUGGGCAGAUACAAAAAAUACAUUUUUUUAUUAUUAAAUAUUAUUUCUAUUAAAUUUAUUUUAUAUACUUGUCUUUUAAAUAAUUUAUAAUAUCGAAUCGGCCUUAAAAUCGGAAUAGCCAACCUUUAAUGGAAUUGUAACCGUAUCGUAUACUUUACGUAACACUUUAUUACGAUUUGGAGCUUUCUUAAAAUAAUUAGUAUUUAUCAAUUUAUGUGAUUGACUUUUAAAAUCAACACUGUUAAUAGAUGUUACCUAAAACGCUAUGUAAUUCUGUUUUAAAUAGAAAAAUAAUUUACGAUUGCGUUACAUGUUAUCGCUAAAAUUACUUUACACACAACAAAAUCGAUCAGCUGUUUACUUCCGCGCCGUUAAGCACAUUGAACGUUUCCUUAACGCUAGGCCACAUAUUUCAGGCAAAUCACUUUGAUUUUCAAAAUGUUUUUGUUUAAGAAUUAGCAAAUUAGUGACUGGCAAAUAUAAUAUCAAUUGUAUAUUCCCUCGAAAUUUGUUACAUUUUAUGUGUGUUAAUGAGUCAGUUCGCGUACUUGAUACAAAUAUUGUAAUUGUUUAAAUUAAUAAAUGUAAUAUAAUAAUAAACAAACACUUAAAAUUUCAUUACACAUAACACUGUAGAACACAAAAAAAAAUUACAAGGUCCGGCCAAAAAAUUGUGAUAGAGGCGAUAAAAAAAAGACACGUGUAGCGGCGUUUUGAAAGUUUACAUCUGAAUUUACUUUGAGAGGGGGUUAAAGUUUCCCAACUCUGGCACAUUGUUAUUGUUAAUCGGCAUAAGAAACCAUGUGAUCCUUACAUUUUAGGUAUAAAAUGUAUUCAACAGAUUUAUGUGAAAUGUUACGGAGAACAUUUUUGUAGAAUAUAUUAACCCUAUAAAUCCUCAAGGUAUGGGUCCCUUUUGACCUUCUUUUAAAAAAGAGCAAAAAACACCAUUAAAACAGGGAUUUAAGGGGUUAAAUUGUUCCGCAAAAAUAUUAUCCGUGAAAUUUUACUAUAAGUCCCUGAAUACACCAAAACGGAAAAUUCAACCAGAAAGUCACAAUAAUUUUUACUAGAAAGUACACGAACACAAUUGUAAACAUGUUUGAAAAAAGUGCUCAACGAUUGCCAACGAUUAAACUUUUUAUGCGAAUAGCAAAUGCAUAUCGACCACUUUGCGCGAAAUUAUCGUAUGUUACAUUUUUACAUAGUAAAAUAUUAUACCGAUAUUCGCUAUAUUUAUGGAAAUAUUACUACUUCAGUUAAUUUUAACGUAUGUGAAAUUUAAUUUACUAAUGAUGAUACCAGCCAAAGCAAAGAUUUGGUUUUUGUAACAUACGAUAAAUUCGCGCAAAGGUAUUCGUACUAUGGCAUUUUUUGGCUUAAACUCUAAAUGAGAUUACACAUAGUUCAAAUAAUUGGCCAAUGUGUGAAAUCUACAAUAUAACAAAAAUUACAGAACAUUCUUGACAUUCCCAUUUCGAAUUGGAAAAUUAUUUUUAAGACAUUUAUAUUAAGUCGAUAUGUAAAUAAAUUUAAAAAAAAUUAAAACAUGUAAAUCUAGUCUAUAGUUAAAAGGUUCGUUUAGCCUGUUCUUGCACUACUUACAUAUUUUGAAACUAAAUUACAACAAUGAAAUAAAUAUACAUAAAUAGUAAUCUUAGCAUUACACUUACACUAUUUAAUAAAUUAUUGUAAUUUGACUGAAGAAAAAAACCUUAACAAGUUAUUUACAAAAAAAAAAUCAGAUUCACACAAAAAAAAAAACAUUUAUAAUUUUAAUCCAUCUGUGCCAUUACAAUUAGCUAAAGAACAAAUCUAGUUUAAGUUUGUAUUUAUAUCCUUGUUUAUAAUGAAAAUUGUACAUUUAACAAAUGUUUAGAAAAUAACACUUCCUUCCAUACAAUACUUGUUUAUUGAAUUUAUAAAAUUUAAAAAUUUGAUUGUGAAUAAGGAUUAAAAAAAUAUUCAAAAAUAUAGACUUGCAACCAGUGAAGACAAA